AUGAAAUUUUUGGUGGUAAUUUGUUGUGUUGUCAGUGCUAUGGCUGAACUACCUCACUUCAGACCAGCGAGGUUUAGGUUUCAACGCCAGGAACUAGCACCAACUACGACUGACUCACCAACGGAACCUACAACUGAAUCGGGACCAUAUCCUCCAUCUGGAUGGAAGCCGUCUGGUCAAGCAUUUACUUUACCCCAAGAAGUAACUUCGACGCCAGCUGACACCUAUGGACCACCUGAACAAAGCGGACCUUACCCACCUUCGGGAUGGAAACCUGAGGGCCAAGCCUUCACUCUUCCCCAGGAACAAGCUCCACCAGCAACUAGUUAUGGAGUCCCAGAAAAUACUUACGGUGUUCCAGAAAAUACAUAUGGAGUUCCACUAACUGAUGCCACAACCACAGAUAAUCCUGCUGCUGAAAAACUAGACGGUCCCGUCGAGGUCAAAAAAAGUGUGGGUACAUACUAUGUUCUAUUACCUAACGGACAAUUGCAAAGGAUUGAAUUCGUGACGGAAAAUGACAUUCAAAAUAUGAAGUACACCGCGAGACUCCAGCUCCGUGAGCGGGCCCCUAUAUACGUGUUUGGACCC
Messenger RNA from Brenthis ino (lesser marbled fritillary), 591 nucleotides. Lineage: Eukaryota; Metazoa; Arthropoda; Insecta; Lepidoptera; Nymphalidae. The record is from the annotation of a GenBank genome assembly.